Salvia splendens (bonfire salvia) is the source of this 936-nucleotide messenger RNA. RefSeq lists its product as uncharacterized. The transcript is spliced from 2 exons. The record is from RefSeq and is a predicted model, not a curated record. Bases 28 to 720 code for a protein of 230 amino acids. NCBI's taxonomy places the organism in Eukaryota, Viridiplantae, Streptophyta, Magnoliopsida, Lamiales, Lamiaceae.
UCUAUUGAUCGGAAACACCCGAACCCAAUGAAGUAUGCAGAAGAUAUCGAAAUAUACAAUACCGAGAAGCAAGAACAGAGAUUGUUCCAAUUACUUGUGGCUCUAAAUAACAAGUAUGAAAGCAUCAAAAAGGAGAUACUUAGGACAGAACCACUUCCCUCGGCUGAAGCGGCAUACGCCAUCCUCCGGCGAGAAGACGCCAGAUCGAAUGUGCUCCAGACGGAAAACUCCGGCGCACAGGGAGUCGGAGCUGGGCUAGCCGUGACUCACCAAUGGCAAAACCACCGACCUCAUCCCCAACGGAACGUCGGCGGCAGCAAUGGUGGUGGAUGGCACAAGAGGACCGAUGAGGACAAGUCGAAACUCACCUGUUCCCAUUGUGGGAAGAAGAAACACACACGGGAAUCCUGCUUCGAGAUCCAUGGUUAUCCGGAGUGGUGGCAAGAGAGAAAGACCAAACCACCGCCGAUAUCACUCCGGAACAGUGGGCACGCAGCGGCGGCAGUGGGAAAAGGAGAAUCAGCCGCCUCCAUCGGGAGCAACAUGGGAGUCGCUAGCAACCGAUGCGGCAACUCAGGGAUGGAAGCUGCACCGUCCGGAGUGGCGACAGUGGCCAAGGGAGGAGGAGGAGUCGCUCAAUCGGAUGUGGGGGAGAAGGAAAUGGAGGCGCCGAAUUUGGGAGGAUAUCAGGACAGGGGAAAUUAUUGGACGUGGCACUGAGCGGGACGGGCUGUAUUACGUCGACGAAAUAACACAACAAGGAACCGCAUUGCUGACUCAUGGAUCUACUGAUCGGGAAGCCUGGCUCUGGCAUAGACGUUUGGGACAUCCUUCCACGGGUUAUCUAAAAAUCCUCUUUCCUAAAUUCAGUCAAGAUAUGUAUUGUGAAACUUGUAUGUUAGCCAAGAGCCAUAGACAGUCAUAUAAAUCAAAUAA